Messenger RNA from Nelumbo nucifera (sacred lotus), 3636 nucleotides. RefSeq lists its product as uncharacterized. Lineage: Eukaryota; Viridiplantae; Streptophyta; Magnoliopsida; Proteales; Nelumbonaceae. Gene Ontology annotation, cellular component: nuclear pore. The record is from RefSeq and is a predicted model, not a curated record.
UCUUUAAUAAAAUAAUCUGUUUGGACUCUACAGAUAAAAUUAUCUGUUUGGCUGAGUCAGAAUCUCUCUCUCUCUGCAGUAGUGAACCAGUGAUACCGAAUAUCAUCAUUCGACACGGAAAUGCGAUUAUUCUUGCUCCUACACUGCAUCUCUAUUCCGCUUUCUCUGCCUUCAUUUGCUUCUGCUUCAUGAUGGAGGGUGUCUACACAAUUUAACGCUGCAUACCCACUUGGAGGUAUACCAAAACUUUCUUCAACCAUGCUUCUAGGAUUGAGGACAAAGAACAGAAAAGGCACUUCAGUUCAGGUGGAUUAUUUCAUACAUAUACAGGAAAUCGAACCUUGGCCUCCAUCACAGUCUCUCAGAUCCCUUCGGUCUGUAUUACUUCAAUGGGAAAAUGGUGACCGGAAUUCUGGGUCUACCAAGCCUGUAAUCCCCUCACUGGGGUCUGGUGUUGGGGAUGGGAAAAUUGAGUUCAAUGAGUCUUUCAGGCUUCCUGUUACUCUUUCCCGGGAGGUCCCCAUAAAAAGUGGGGAUGUUGAAUCAUUUCAGAAGAACUGCUUGGAAUUCACCUUGUAUGAGCCUCGGAGGGAUAAGACAGUGAAAGGUCUGCUCUUGGGAACUGUCAUGAUAGACCUAGCAGAGUAUGGGAUUGUUCAAGAAACUAUAUGCAUAAGUGCUCCAAUGAACUGUAAGAGAAACUUUAGGAACACAGCUCAACCAGCUCUAUUUGUUAAAAUCCAGCCAUUUGAAAAAAAUUGCUCCAGUUCCUUACAGAGGGAGCGGUUGUCAAAAGUAGUGCCGCGAGACAAAGAUGGGAAGGACUCAGUUUCUGUUUUGAUGACUGAAGAAUAUGCCGAGGAAGCUGAAACUGCGUCCUUCACUGAUGAUGAUGUUUCAUCUCAUUCUUCCUUGACCAUUUCCUCAUCUGUUUUUGAGGCAUCUGGAAGUUCUCCAGCCCAGAAUAAGGAGAAUGCAUCAGAAGCAGUGAGGAAUGGAGCAGGAAGUCAGGAUGGGGUAUCUGCUAUAUCUCUGGAAAAGGUUCCUGAAAGAUCAGAGGUAAGAGCAGUGACUACACCAUACAAACAUUUGAAUAGGAGCUCAUCUCAUUCAUCACCAGUAGACUUAUCCUCUGAAGUGGGGAGCCCAGAAGAUGACCAUUCUUCCUUGACCAACUUCUGGCAGAGAAGUUCAGAACAAAUCACCAAGGUACCUGUCACUGAUAGUGUUGAAGCUUCUUCAGCUGUUAAAGGAAGUAGAAAAAGUGAGGAUAAUGCUCAACAAUCCAUUAAAAAAGAUAAUACAGAUGGUGUUUCCACCAGAGGUGCACCUUCAAAUCCAAAUUUGCAGAUGGAUGGGAUAGCUGGACUUGUAAGUACUACUGACUCUCAAAUCAAUGACAGGGAUUAUGGAGAAAGUAGGGAACAGAUUGGGAAUGGGGAAGAAGGUGCUUCAACAAAUAAUGGUCGACCUGCCAGUCAUAUGGAGGAGAAAGAUGAAGAGCAAUUGGGAAAAAAUAGACAAGAAAAAAAAGCAGGAGAAAAAAUUCAUUCUAAAGAAGAUAAGUCUUCCAAAAUAUCUUCACAAGAUGCUAUGAGGAAGCAAGUGGCAUUUGGGACCAGUCCAAUUGCUUUUGACAGCAGAGAUCUUGGAGUGAGGGAUAAUUCUCUUACCGUCAGUCGAUUAAAGCAUGUGAAGUCUGUCCGGUCACCAGUAGACACAUCCAGGAACAAUGAAUUGCUAUAUGGAAAUCAGUUAACAGAAGUAAAAGAAGUUGAUGUUUCAGAAGAUAUUGUUAGUAGUUCUAGGAGUUCUAUAACAGCAGAAAGCAAUGAUGCUCAGGAUGCUUGUACAGUGAAACUGAACUGCCACUAUAAUGUCAAAGUGCAACAACUGGAGCAUAGAGUUGAGAGCCUUGAAAGAGAGUUGAGAGAAGCUGCUGCAGUUGAGGUGGGGCUUUAUUCUGUUGUAGCUGAGCAUGGUAGUUCUGCAAAUAAGGUCCAUGCUCCUGCUCGGCGUCUUUCUAGGCUAUACCAUCAUGCUUGCAGAAAGCAGUCCCCAGGACAUAGGGCAACUGCAGCUAGAAGUGCUGUUUCAGGAUUAGUUUUGGUAGCAAAAGCAUGUGGAAAUGAUAUUCCCAGGUUAACUUUUUGGUUGUCAAAUUCAGUUGUUUUAAGGGAAAUUAUUAGCCAGGUUGUUGGGGAAUCUCAACUAUCAAUUUGUGCUGGCCCCCAAAUUGAAGCUAAUGGUGGCAAAAUGGGAAACGAAAAGAAAUAUUCCCCAUUAAAAUGGAAUGAAAGUUCUCUGAACAAGAAAGAGAAGUUUGUUUUUUCUAAUGAUUUUGAUGAAUGGGAGGAUCCGCAGACAUUUGUAACUGCACUGGAAAAGGUUGAAGCCUGGAUUUUCUCCCGAAUAAUUGAAUCUGUGUGGUGGCAGACUCUAACGCCAUAUAUGCAGUCUGCCACCAGGAUAGGAAAUGAUAAAGUAAUGGUGUCAAACUCAGGGAGUUUGGGUGACCAAGAACAGGGGAACUUUUCUUUACACCUUUGGAAAGAAGCUUUCAGGGAUGCUUGUGAAAAGCUUUGCCCUGUUCGAGCUGGAGGCCAUGAGUGUGGUUGUUUGCCUGUGCUGGCUAGACUGGUGAUGGAGCAAUGCAUGAAUAGAUUAGAUGUGGCCUUGUUUAAUGCUAUUCUUCGUGAAUCAGCUGAUGAGAUUCCAACAGAUCCUGUCUCUGACCCUAUUAGUGAUUCCAAAGUUCUUCCUAUCCCAGCUGGAAAAUCAAGCUUUGGUAAUGGUGCGCAACUGAAAAAUGCUAUUGGAAACUGGUCAAGAUGCCUAAUUGAUCUAUUCGGCAUGGAUGAAGAUGGCUCAUUCAAAGAUGAGAAUGGACUCUAUGAUGAAGAUAGACAGGAGCCUGAAACAUCAUUCAAGACUUUUCAUUUGCUUAAUGCAUUGAGUGAUCUUAUGAUGCUUCCAAAGGACAUGAUUUUGAAUAGGGCCAUCAGGAAAGAGGUAUGCCCUACACUUAGUGUGCCAUUGAUCAGGAGGGUCCUUAGCAAUUUUGUCCCAGAUGAGUUUUGUUCAGAUCCAGUUCCGGAGUUUGUGCUUGAGACCCUGAGUUCUGAGGACCCUGUUGAGGCUGAGGAAGAGUCUCUGAGGACCUUCCCAUGCAAUGCAGCACCUAUUGUGUAUAAACCACCUACAACAGCUACCAUUGUAGGUGUUGUAGGAGACGUCGAGAGCCAAUUACAGUUACGACGGAGUGGUUCCUCAAUGCUCCGGAAAUCUUACACCAGUGAUGACGAGCUUGAUGAGUUGGAUUCAUCCCUAGUUUCAAUAAUCACAGAUGGCUUAUGGGCCAGGGCUUCUUCUACGAGAGUUCCCAGUUGGAAUUUGAAGGAAAAUGGCGGCCAGAAAGCUCAAAGAUAUGAGCUCCUCCGCGAGGUAUGGAGGGAUGGUGAUUAGCUACUACUUAUACAAAAAUAUGUAUCAUGAGUCAGAAAUAUAUAAAUUAAUGCGUAGUUAUCUUUUUUGCUUCAUACUUGGAAAUCUUGAUUCCCCAUUUUGAGUUAAAGAGACGGAAGUGAUUAUAUGUGGGCAUAAGGCAGGUCAAAACGAGGGUGCCUUAAAUCAGAA